Messenger RNA from Geodia barretti, 1152 nucleotides. Lineage: Eukaryota; Metazoa; Porifera; Demospongiae; Tetractinellida; Geodiidae. The record is from the annotation of a GenBank genome assembly.
AUGUCAAUCAAGGUUGUGAUUGCCCCCCAGGCGUUCAAGGAAAGCAUCGGUGCGCGAGACGCUGCCGUUGCCAUUCAGCGGGGUGUUUUGCGGGCCGCUCCCGACGCCGCAACCACCCUGAUUCCGGUGGCUGACGGAGGUGACGGCACGCUGGCGGCCCUCAUCGAGACUACCGGCGGCAGGUUUUUAGAUGCGCCGGUGAUUGGACCGUUGGGAGAAGACCGCGUUUCGCGAUGGGGUGUGAUGGGAGAUGGACGCACCUCCGUCAUCGAAAUGGCGUUGGCUUCCGGAUUAGCCCUGGUACCAGAGGGUCAGCGCGAUCCGCGCAUCACCACAACCUACGGAACCGGUCAGUUGAUCGGGGCGGCCCUCGACGCCGGUUUCGACCGCAUCAUCGUUGGCCUGGGUGGCAGCGCCACCAACGACGGAGGAUCGGGAAUGGCUGCCGCCCUGGGAGCGCGUUUCCUCGAUUCCCACGCAACCGAGCUGCAGCCGGGCGGCGCGGCUUUGGCCCACCUGGCCGCCGUCGAUGCCUCGGGAUUGCACCCGCGUUUGGCCGAUGCGACCAUCGUGGGGGCGACAGAUGUUACAAACCCGCUCUGCGGCGACACCGGGGCAUCGGCCAUAUUUGGACCGCAGAAAGGCGCCACUCCCCAAAUGGUUGCCCAACUUGACCAGUGCCUCAUGAACUUUGCCCGGGUGAUCUUCGCAGACCUCGGCAUUAACGUUGCAGAUUCACCAGGAUCGGGGGCAGCCGGUGGGCUUGGCGCUGGACUGCUGGCGUUCGCCAACGCCGACCUGCGCUCGGGCAUCGACAUGGUUUGCGAUGUGCUCGAAUUCGAUCAAUACGUCAAUGCAGCCGAUCUGGUCAUUACCGGCGAAGGUCGCGCCGACCGUUCGACUGCGUUCGAUAAAGCGCCGGUUGGAAUCGCCCGGCGCGCACGGCUUCAGGGUGUCCCCACGCUGUUGCUGGCUGGAAGCCUCGGCGCCGGCUACGAAAUCCUGUACGACCACGGUAUUGACGCCAUCGUUCCCAUCGCCGACCAGCCGAUGGAUCUGGACGCCAGCCUGGCCCAGGGAGGCGAGCUGCUGGAACGCGCGGCGGAACGGGCCGUUCGACUCUUCAUGCUGGGAAUGACCCGUAUAUCGUGA